Molecule: messenger RNA, 1273 nt
Organism: Pygoscelis adeliae (Adelie penguin)
Lineage: Eukaryota; Metazoa; Chordata; Aves; Sphenisciformes; Spheniscidae
Gene: PPA2
Product: pyrophosphatase (inorganic) 2
Exons: 13
Coding region: 1-1119 (372 amino acids)
Biological process (GO): phosphate-containing compound metabolic process
Cellular component (GO): cytoplasm; extracellular exosome
Molecular function (GO): magnesium ion binding; inorganic diphosphate phosphatase activity
Source: RefSeq, a predicted model, not a curated record
AUGGCCAGCACAGCCACCAAGCGAAAAGAGAGUCUCAAUACGCAGCUGCAGAGCGACUUCACCAGCCACAAAUUUUGCCCACGUAAAGAGAUUACACUCGACAGGCAGUGGCAAAGCAGAAAGUUGAAGAGGUUACUCCUGAAAACCUUGCGUUUGGUGAACUCAGUGAAGAAAGAUGCCAACUCCUCUGGUGAAACACCAACUACUAUUUUGCAGCUUCUGCGGAGGUGGGUAAUGGGCCUGCAAAAUAGCCUCUGUUCUCCUGGAGAGAAUGCAGAUGGUAAAUAUAUUUCCCCAUUUCAUGACAUUCCACUGCUUGCUGGAUCUAAAGAGGAUAAAGAGAUUCCUGCAAAGAGGUCGAAGACUACUGGAAGUGAGGUCCUGUUUAAUAUGAUUGUAGAAGUACCUCGUUGGACGAAUGCAAAAAUGGAGAUUGCCACUGAGGAGCCGUUGAAUCCCAUUAAACAAGAUAUAAAGAAAGGCAAGCUUCGAUAUGUGGCAAAUAUCUUUCCUCACAAGGGUUAUAUAUGGAAUUAUGGUGCCCUCCCACAGACCUGGGAAGAUCCAAGCCAUACAGAUAACAUUACAGGAUGCUGUGGGGAUAAUGAUCCUAUUGAUGUUUGUGAAAUAGGUUCAAAGAUUCGUUCUUCUGGUGAGAUUGUUCAGGUGAAGGUCUUGGGUGUUUUAGCUCUUGUUGAUGAAGGAGAGACAGAUUGGAAGAUAAUUGCUAUCAGUGUGGAUGACCCAGAAGCUCAGAAAAUCCAUGAUCUUGAUGAUGUCAAGAAGCACAAACCAGGUUACCUUGAGGCUACGGUUGACUGGUUCCGAUUGUAUAAAGUCCCUGAUGGUAAACCGGAAAAUCGGUUCGCUUUUAAUGGAGAAUUUAAAGAUAAGGAUUUUGCUGUUGAAAUUAUUAAAUCCACCCAUGAAUACUGGAAAGCUUUGCUUCAUAAAAAAGCUGAUGGAGGUACUAUUAAGUGCACAAAUGUUCUGGUGAGUGGCAGCCCGUUUUGUUGCAGUGAGGAGGAUGCCCGAUCGAUUGUGCAGUCGGCACCAGUGCCUGUGAAUGGAGAUUCUGUUUCCCCAGAAGUUGAUUCCUGGCACUUUUUUCCCAAGUGAUCGUCAAAGUGUUCUGAAGCUGCAUUAUCAAAUCUUAAAGUCAUCCCUUUUUUGAAGACAGGCAAAAGCACUAAUUGUUGGGUUCCUGUUGAAACAACUUUUCAACUUGUGUAAACCUUCUCUCAUGUAAAUAAACACUGACAUUAUAAAAUGA